Messenger RNA from Zea mays, 2511 nucleotides. RefSeq names its product Galactose mutarotase-like superfamily protein. Gene Ontology annotation, cellular component: cytoplasm. The transcript has 9 exons. The record is from RefSeq and is a predicted model, not a curated record. Gene Ontology annotation, biological process: carbohydrate metabolic process. NCBI's taxonomy places the organism in Eukaryota, Viridiplantae, Streptophyta, Magnoliopsida, Poales, Poaceae. Bases 1180 to 2190 code for a protein of 336 amino acids. Gene Ontology annotation, molecular function: glucose-6-phosphate 1-epimerase activity; carbohydrate binding.
GGCAUCGGCGGGACCGAGAGCGAGACCGAUCCAAUUCCCACGGCUCUCUCUGCCCGCGCGACAAUCCAUUCCAGUCUCGAGGGCGAGUGGGGGUGGGCCGGUGGGGUCGGCGUCGCGCCGAUUGACCGCAUCGGAUCCGGGCACCAGAUAGUCCGAGGGCUACGUACGCCAGCGCACACCUUGGCCUGGAUCCUGUGAUGGGACUCCAGAUCUCAAGCUCCCAUCUCUAUCCAAUUUUUUAUUAUUACUGUCCCGCUGCUCGAUCGACUGGUUUCGCAACUGGGAAAAAAUUAUACUUCAAGUAGUAACGAUCAGCAGUUCAGCACAAGCCAUGAAGCCAGCUUCCUCAGGAUCAUCGUAGUAUACUGAUUCGCUGGAGCAAGUUGACAGAUUUUUUUGUUGUUGUUGCUGUUGUUGAUCAUACAGGUUGUCGACAGUUUCCUCAGGAUCAUCGUCAAAUCGUCAUCGGUGGAGCAUAUGGCGGCGCACGCACACUUGCUAGGUCAAAGCUAGCGAGCUAGCGGCCUAUUCAUUCAAUCUCUUUACGUAUUCGUUUAUUUAUUUAUUAUUACAAAAGCAAGAAAGGAAAAAACCCCAAAAGCUAGCGGCGCGCGCACAUGCUGUUCUUUUUUCUUUUUUGUUGACCAACGAGGUGAUAGAAUAGAAGCAGUGUUUCCAUGCCCAAUCUCAGCCUCUCACUGUUGUGUCUCCACGUAUUAUUCAUAUGUAAGUAGUCGCUUGCAUACCGUGCAAAAAACAAAAAAAAAAAACAAAGGUGUACAAACACCGAAGCGAGUGGAACGUGCCUUUUGGUUUUGGAAUUUGGAUGGAGCGCAACGACGACGACCUUUCUUUCUUAUCGGGUGAUGAAAGCGAGCGUACCAGCAAAGAAAGGCAUAUCCAUGGGGAGCUGCUGAUCCAGCGAUCCGCCCGAGCUCAAAAGCCUGAAGCUGAAGCAAAGCAAAAGCAACGAGGAGUGGAGAAAAAAAAAAAAGAGGCGCCGCAGCGAGGUCGAGGUGAUUAUUAUUUAGGCACAAGGGGCGCUGUCCGGAAAUUCCCCAAAUCGACCUGGGCUGGACCCAGCCGCGCCCCGUCUGCCUCCUGCUUCUCUCUCCGCUUCCGCUUCCUGCGCCUCCAGGCUCCACUUCUCCGCUCGGCAGUCGGCACUGGAAGGACAGCAUGUCGGUCUCGGCGUCGUCACCGGCGGCGGCGGCGGGCGAUGAGAAGCAGGAGGCGGCGCCCGUCAGGCGCUGCAAGGGCGUCAACGACCUCGACAAGGUCGUUCUCCGCGAGGUCCGGGGCAGCUCCGCAGAGGUGUACUUGUAUGGUGGGCAUGUGACAUCAUGGAAAGAUGAGCAUGGAGAUGAAUUACUUUUUGUUAGCAAUAAGGCUAUUUUCAAGCCUCCAAAAGCUAUACGUGGAGGAAUACCAAUAUGCUUUCCGCAGUUCUCCAACUUUGGGAAUCUGGAACCACAUGGAUUUGCAAGGAAUAGGACAUGGAGUGUUGAUGAUGAUCCUCCACCAUUUCCAGUGCCAACCUCCAAUAGCGCUUAUAUUGACUUGAUCCUCAAACCUACUGAAGAUGAUUUGAAGAUCUGGCCUCAUAGUUUUGAAUACCGCCUGAGGGUUGCACUUAGUCCUGGUGGUGAUUUGAUGCUAACUUCACGUAUAAGAAACACUAAUGCAGACGGGAAGCCAUUCUCUUUCACUUUUGCAUACCACACAUACUUCAAGAUUUCUGAUAUCAGUGAGGUGCGAGUAGAAGGAUUGGAAACUCUGGAUUACCUAGACAACUUACAAGAUAGAGCUCGUUCCACUGAACAAGGCGAUGCAAUUGUUUUUGAAUCCGAACUGGACAGAAUAUAUCUGGGCACACCAUCGAAAAUUGCCAUUAUUGAUCAUGAGAAGAAAAGAACAUUUGUUGUGAGGAAAGGAGGCCUUCCUGAUGCUGUUGUUUGGAACCCCUGGGAUAAAAAAGCAAAGGCUAUGUCAGAUUUUGGGGAUGAUGAAUAUAAACGAAUGGUAUGCGUGGAGGCGGCUGCUAUUGAAAAGACUGUCACUCUGAAGCCUGGUGAAGAGUGGACUGGAAAGUUGGAACUUUCUGCUGUGCCAUCUAGCUAUUACAGUGGUCAGCUAGACCCUGACCGUGUGAUUCAGGAUUCCACUGUCCCGGAGGACUCCAUCAGCUAGUCCUUAUUCUAUUUUUGCAGGUUUAUGUUUCCAACGAUGCAGGUAGAGCAUUGUAUCAUUAUGCAUAAGAGAUGCUGGCAACAAGGGCUGUCCACAUGUUUCUUCCAUUCUGUUCAAAUCUUCGGUGUUUUUUUAUUCCGAAUGCAUAUCCGAACCAAGGAAUGUGAAAUUGGUUUCCGCUUUUUGAGGAUCUAUGUAGCAUAAUGGAUAAGUCGGUGUUUCGUACCCUAUUUAGGGAUGCUUGAAGCAAGAAACAUCUUCAUGGGUUGUAAAAUAAAAGAAAAAUUAUCUUUAUAUUUGAUCAAUUCUUUUGCCUUAAAA